AUGAAUCUGAGUGGAUCAAAUUUCACACCGGAAAUUUACGAUGACGAGAUAUAUCAUAAAAACUUCCUCAUCCAUUCUCGUUUUUGGGUGCAACGUAUUCUAGUCCCAACAAUUAUGACCAUUGGCAUUGUGGGAAAUGUUAUAACCAUAGUGAUCAUGACUCGGCGCCGCAUGAGAAGUUCGACAAAUAACUAUUUGGCGGCACUUGCAAUAUUUGACAUGAUGUAUCUCAUAUUCACUUUCAUUUUGUCACUAAGCCACUAUCCCCAUAUCCCUGACAGUGAUCAUUACAUAUACUGGAGAAUGCGUCCUUUUAUAUUUAUGCUAACCGACACUUGCAGCAAUACAUCUGUUUGGCUUACAGUGACGUUCACUGUAGAAAGGUAUAUAGCCGUAUGCCAUCCAAUGAAAGGAAAAGUAUUCUGCACUGAGUCAAGAGCCAAGAAAGCGAUAGUCACAGUUUUCUUGUUCUGCUUCACAUUCACUAUACCAACGCCAUUCGAAUGGAAGGUAGUUGAAAAAAUCAAUGAAUCCACUAAUCAUACGACGCUGUAUUUGGAUCAUUCUGACAUGGGGAGGAAUUAUUUAUACAAAACUAUAUACUACUGGCUCACUGUUGUUCUUUUCAUAUUCAUCCCUUUCAUACUGCUUGCCAUCUUUAACAGCUUCCUAAUCAGGUCUGUGCAUCUUUCCAAAGUCCAACGUUCUUCAAUGACAAGAGGUGAAGGUAGUGACAGCAGUCAAGAAAACAAGAUAACGAUGAUGCUGAUUGCUGUCGUUAUAUUAUUCUUUAUUUGCCAACUGCCUACGGCCUGCCAUCUUCUUUAUAGUACUCUGCACGAAAACUUCAACGUAAAGCAAUUAUAUCUGCUACACGGUCUCGGGAACAUAUUUAAUUUCUUGAUGUCCAUUAACGCGGCUGGUAACUUUGUUCUUUAUUGUCUUCUCAGCCAAAAAUACCGGAGGACUUUUAUCCAAAUAUUCUGCCCUUGCAUGCGAAACCGUAAAGGUAAUAUGAAUUCGUUUUAUUACCAAAGCACGGUGUGCAGCAACGUGGACACGGACAGUCCUGGUAGUAGUUCAAGUCGGAGGAUGAGUAACACUCGCUUGAACCGAAUAAACAACUGCAUGAAAGAUUGCAAUUCAGAUACGUGUCAGAGCAGACGAAACAGUCCAAAUAUAAACCUUGGAAGAACCGUUUUUUUGCAAGUCCCUAAAACUUCAGCCUCAAAAGUAAUAUAUGACGACGAUGAUGUUGACAGCUUGAGCGGAAGCUCUAACAGGAAUCAGGUAAUAUGUGGACCAUUUAGGAGAAUGAUGCGGAGGCCUUGGAGACAACUGAAAAGAUCAAUAGGCAUCAAAAAGAAGGAUACAAGGGAACAAAUCAUUCCGUUGAAAGGUGGCGGAAAUAAAUGCAUUGUCAUAACUGCACCAGAAGGUAUGCCAACUUCGUCUGAAUGGAACACAAAUUCAUCAGUCUAA
Messenger RNA from Uloborus diversus, 1482 nucleotides. RefSeq names its product FMRFamide receptor-like. The record is from RefSeq and is a predicted model, not a curated record. The transcript has a single exon. Gene Ontology annotation, cellular component: membrane. Gene Ontology annotation, biological process: G protein-coupled receptor signaling pathway. NCBI's taxonomy places the organism in Eukaryota, Metazoa, Arthropoda, Arachnida, Araneae, Uloboridae. Gene Ontology annotation, molecular function: G protein-coupled receptor activity. Bases 1 to 1482 code for a protein of 493 amino acids.